AUGGCAGACGCCAUGGAUUUGGGCAAAGACCCCAACGGGCCCACCCACUCUUCGACUCUGUUCGUGCGGGAGGAUGGCAGCUCCGUGUCCUUCUAUGUGCGUCCCAGCCCGGCGAAGCGCCGGCUCUCGACGCUCAUCCUGCACGGCGGCGGCACACUCUGCCGGGUGCAGGAGCCGGGGGCCGUGUUGCUGGCCCAGCCCGGGGAGGCACUGGCCGAGGCUGCAGGCGACUUCAUCUCCACGCAGUAUGUCUUGGACUGCGUGGAGCGCAACGAGCGGCUCGAACUGGAGGACUACCGGCUGGGCCCGGCGGCGGACCAGGCCCCGGAGACAAAGCCCGCGGCUCAGGCUGAGGGCGCCGCUGCCGCCGUGGAGCCCAAUCCAGAACCGCUCGCCGGCCGAAUCUCCUUCACCGAAGCGGACGACGUGGCCAUCUUGACCUACGUGAAGGAAAAUGCUCGUUCGCCUAGCUCCGUCACCGGCAACGCCUUGUGGAAAGCGAUGGAGAAAAGUGCUCUCACCCAGCACUCGUGGCAGGCCUUGAAGGACCGCUACCUCAAGCACCUGCGGGGCCAGGAGCAUAAGUACCUGUUGGGGGACGCUCCUGUGAGCCCCGCCUCCCAGAAACUCAAGCGGAAAGCGGAGCAAGACCCCGAGGCCGCGGAUAGCGGAGAACCACAGAAUAAGAGAACUCCAGACUUGCCUGAAGAAGAACCUGAAGAGGAAAAGAUCAAGGAGAAUGAAGAGGCAGUCAAAAAGAUGCUUAUAGAAGCCACCCAGGAGUUUGAGGAGGUUGUGGAGGAGAGUGAGAGCCCUGGUUUUGAAAUACAUAUAACGAUGUGUGAUGAUGAUCCAUCCACACCUGAGGAGGACUCGGAGACACAGCCUGAUGAGGAAGAAGAAGAAGAAAAAGUUUCUCAACCAGAGGUGGGAGCUGCCAUUAAGAUCAUCCGGCAGUUAAUGGAAAAAUUUAACUUGGAUCUAUCAACCGUUACACAGGCCUUCCUUAAAAAUAGUGGUGAGCUAGAGGCUACCUCCUCCUUUUUAGAGUCUGGUCAGAGGGCUGAUGGCUACCCCAUUUGGUCCCGACAAGAUGACUUAGAUUUGCAAAAAGAUGAUGAGGCUUCUCGAGAGGCACUGAUUAAAAAGUUUGGUGCUCAGAAUGUGGCUAGGAGGAUUGAAUUCCGAAAGAAAUGA
This is a messenger RNA of Orycteropus afer afer, 1197 nucleotides long. The record is from RefSeq and is a predicted model, not a curated record. NCBI's taxonomy places the organism in Eukaryota, Metazoa, Chordata, Mammalia, Tubulidentata, Orycteropodidae.